AUUCCUGAGCUACAGUUGCACAUCUAGUCUCAAGAGUACGCAAAAUAGGAAUCAUAGAAUUGUGAUUCAAGUAUUAUUGGGAUGUCCGCUAUAUAUUGCAGAAUGCAGAUUUCCUGUAUAUGUAAGUGUAAUGUAUAUAAUAUAAAUGGUGUAACCUGCCUCCAACUUAAAGGGGGAGCAGUGUAAUGUAUAUAAUGUAAUUAGCAUAUGUUAUGUCUUGUGCGAGGGGACGCAUGAGCUGGAGGAGACUCAUGGUGGCGUCCAGCAAUAAAGAAGCUUGCUAGUUUACUCCUGUAUCUGAGAGUUCUUUUGAGUCAGUUCCAAGUACCCAAAAUACACUACAAUUGGCGACGAGGAUGGGAUAGAGUUUGUGAACUCACCCACAGGACUGUUUUGCAACACGCAGGAUUGUUUAACAGUUUAAACUGUAGAUACGGAGUUGUGUCGCAGUUGUUUGCGAGCGGGACAAGAGAGGCCUGCAGAUCCCUCUAUGCCGGGGACUGCAUUUAAAACAUCAGCUGUACAAGUCGGCGAGUUUUGUCAGGCUAUCUCUAUGUUGUGUCUACGUGGCAAGAUGUCGUCCUUCGGAUUGUUACUCAUUUUAGACUGAGUUGUUUUUUUUUGUCAAAUUCCUCAAGCUGAAUAGUCUUUGUACAAGUUUUACGUGAAUUGUCACACCAAAACACACAACAACAGCAUGGCGAGGAUAAAAGAACAGAAAAGGAAAGAAGAAGGACUGUCAGAAACAAAAGGUUGUGUUUGCAAACAAAGUGGAACGGCACCAAGCCAAAAGGUUUUGAAUUGGCGCCAAGUAAAAGAAAGGUCGGAACAGGAAGCAAGGAAAACAGGUGGGGCAGUAAGUAAGUGUCACCGAAGAAAGCAGCCGAAAGCUGGAAGCCUAACCAGCAGGACAGCGACGGUGUCAACUUACCUGGAACAUUUUCCAGGGCUGUGCAGCCAAGGCAAAGGGGCAGAAGAGGCCCACCAGCCACCACCGACUUCGGACGUUUUCCAGGGCUGUGUAGCCUACAGCCAGGCCCAGGAGCCGCCAACGACGUCGAGUGUGGGCCUAGUACCGGGUAGGUCACGGACAGGUCCGGUGAAGCCACCGACGAAACGGAGUCAGCCCGGCUGGGAGAAGAGUCAACCCGGUUGAGGGAGAAAGCCGGCCGUGUGAGAAGCGGACCAGCAGCGAGAAAAAAAAGCCUGGCCAUGCGUGAGAAGCGGACCGGCAGAGUAAAAGAAAACUGGCCGCGAGAGAAGCGGACCGGUCAUGAAAUAAAAGCCCGGUCGGGAGUAGAGUCAGCCCGACCGUGAGCAGAAAAGAGGGUCCGGCCGCGCAAGAGAAGCGGACUGGCCAAGGGGGAAAGCUCGGACGUGAGAGGAAGUCCAGCCCCGAGCAAAGAGUGGGUCCGCACGAGAGAAGCAGGACAGCACUCAAGCACUUCAGCCCGGUCGAGGGUAGAGUCAGCCCGGUCAUGAGGGCUGUGAAGACAGCGGGCAGGCAAGUCAGCAGAGCAGCAGUAGUCGACUUGGCAGCGAGCCAGCGGCAGCAAAAGUAACGGUGAAGCCCGGAGGAGCCGGCAAAAGCAGCAAAAGUGGAGGUCUGGCGAGGCCAGCAGCAAAAGUACCAGUGGGGACAGCUCGAGAGGUCGAGAAGGCACUGGAGUCCAUAGGCCGACAAACUGCACCGGUGAAAUUCUUCAAAGUAAAAGUGGGACAGUUGAACGUAAUGCAUUGUUCACUAAUCCUUCACAGUAAAAGCAGGACUGUUUGGAUGUAAUGCAUUGGUCACUGUUAUUAAUAGUAAAUCUGUGUGCAUAGCAGGAAUAUGGUUAAAAUGUUCUAAAUGUCUAUUAACAUGAAAUGUUGGAUAAUAGUAUAAAUCUAUUAUUAUAAGAAUUAGUAAUAGUCAGUGGGCUGGAUCACUUCUUAGUGUGUAGAAAGAUUAAGUCUAGUGCAGAAUACACAUUGAGAGAAAAUAAGAUAGUGCACCUGAAUAGCAACAGGUAGCAUGGCUUUUCAAAUUGUAGAAAACGUGCCCCAGUUAGAUUCUGGGUGUAAUUUUGAGAAAUGGACCAAAGUCUUGGAGGCUUAUUUCAUUUCCAAUGAUAUUGCUGCAGAGGAGAAGAAGAGAGCAUGGUUCAUAUUAGGCUUAGGAAGAGAGGGUUAUCAGACCUUACGUAUGUUACUGCUGCCAGCAGCGCCCACGGAUAAAAUGUAUGAGGAGUGUAAGGAGGCUUUAAUGGCUCAUUUCUCGCCAAAACCUCCAAGGGUAUCCAGAGGCAAGGAGCCUGAACUAAAGAGGGCAGAGAGUCUCUCAAAGGACCAAGGUCAAGUGCAAAAGGACAAAGGUCAAGUGCAAAAGGACAAAGGUCAAGUGCAAAAGGACAAAGGUCAAGUGCAAAGGGACACAAGUCAAGUGCAAAGGGACACAAGUCAAGUGCAAAAUGACACAGGUCAAGUGCUAAGGGACAAAGGGCAAAUGCAAAGUGGCCGAAGUCAAAGGCAAAGAGAAAUUGCCAUCCAAAGAGCAACCCUAGCUAUUCAAGCUGCAUUCAGGGGUAUGAAUGUACGGAGAGAGAUCCGGAACAAACAGAAGGCAGCAACGGUAAUACAAGCAGCAUUUAGAAGGCACAGAGUAUACCGUCAAUACAAGGCAAUGAGAUUGGCAGCUAUAAUAGUACAAACCCAUUAUAGGGCACACCUUCAAAUGGAAAGUGAUUGCAAAACUUACAUGAAGGUACGCAGAAGCGUUGUACUGCAUCAGGCAGCCUACCGUGGAAUGCUUGUUCGAAGGCAACUGCGGGGCAUGCAUAAAUCUGUCAAGGUCAUACAGACUUAUUAUCAGAUGUAUAAACAGCGUCAGUAUUUUAAGAAACUACGCCGGUCUGCCAUUGCUGUACAGCAACGAUACAGAGCAUGCCAGAUAAGAGAUGUCCAAGUGAGACAGUAUAAGAGUUUGAGAGAAGCAGUGGUGUGUAUUCAGGCCUAAUACCGCGGGAUCAAAGCCAGAGUAUUGGUAGAGAAAACCAAGGCAGCACACUGUAUUAAGUCAUUCAUAAGAAUGUGCAUUACAAGAAAAUGUAAUGCAAAAGGCGGCUGUAGUCACUCUGCAAGCUGCAUACCAUGGUUACCGAUUAAGGGUACGGUACAGACUAUGCAACAAGCAGUCAUUUCGAUCCAGAGAUGGUACAAAGCAUGUAAAAUAGGGCAUUCCCAGUUUGUGUAAUAUCAGUCAAUGAGGGAUACAACUAUUACCAUUCAAACUGCCUACAAGAGGAUGGUGGUUAAGCAAAAGAGAGCUACUGUAAAAGUGCAGUCAGUACUCCGUAUGAGUUGGUAUAGGAAAGACCUAAGGAGACAAAUAGAUGCACAACAGAAAAGACUUAAACGUUACAAAAAUGCUUAAACGUUGCAAAGAACGGUUAAAUAAAUGUGUGACGAUGAGCAAAACGUUGUUAAUAGAAAAGUCUAAAGAAGAGAGGCUUGUCGGUCGAGACAAAAGUAUGCAAGACCGAUUGCGAUUAGGACACUUCAGUAUAGUCCAGCAUGGAGCUUCCUUCACUGAGCAAUGGACAAAUGUUUAUGCAUUGCAGAAUGUCAUUAUACAACAAGAGCAGAUAAAUACGUAGCGCCAGGAAAUUGAGCGACAGAGAGCGACUGAAAAACGAAAACCUGCAGUCAUGUGUCAGAUCCCACCUACAAAUAAAGAACAGAAACAGAGGAAAUGUUAACUUUAGCAGAAUUUCAAGAACAGGAAGAAAUCUGCAAAUUAGAUUAGGAUAUUUAAAAAGGGAAGAGGCAGAGAUACAAGUAGAGCUAGAGUGAUUAGAAAGAUGAGUGGAAUGAACCAUUAUGUGCUGUUUUAGUACAAUUAUUACAGUUAUGAGGAUGUAAUGUAAGAUGACUGCAAUAAUAUAAUUUUGCAACUGUGUGUUAAUCAAUUAUAUUUAACGUACUAGAAAUGGUGUUAUUUGCCUCCAAGCUAAAGGAGGAGCAGUGUAAUGUAUAUAAUGCAAAUGGUGUAACCUGCCUCCAAGUUAAAGGGGGAGCAGUGUAAUGUAUACAAUGUAAUUAGCAUAUGUUAUGUCUUGUGCGAGGGGACCCAUGCGCUGGAGGAGACUCAUGGUGGCGUCCAGCAUUAAAGAAGCUUGCUAGUUUACUCCUGUAUCUGAGAGUUCUUUUGAGUCAGUUCCAAGUACCCAAAAUACACUAC
Molecule: messenger RNA, 4219 nt
Organism: Leucoraja erinaceus (little skate)
Lineage: Eukaryota; Metazoa; Chordata; Chondrichthyes; Rajiformes; Rajidae
Product: abnormal spindle-like microcephaly-associated protein homolog
Exons: 2
Coding region: 2015-2995 (326 amino acids)
Molecular function (GO): protein binding
Source: RefSeq, a predicted model, not a curated record